AUGUCACAAUUAGGAAGAGUAAAACAAUGGAACACGUUUGCUCGCUGUUGGCAUUUGUUUGAUGCAGCUUGGCAAAAUCCUUUGGAAUGUUCUCCAACGAUUGAAAAGUAUUUAAAGGGGCUCAAUAAACCAAUUUAUCAUCCAUUAGUUGAUUGCGGCGAUCAUGUUGUGGUUAUAAACAGUAAACAAAUUGCAUUUCCUGGCGAGGAAUGGCGUCGACGUGCUUAUUUCCAUCAUACGGGAUAUUCAGGAGGAGCAACUUGGACUCCAGCUUGGGAAUUACAUGAUAGAGAUCCAACUAUGAUUUUCAGAAAAGCUGUUUAUCAUCACAUGAAAGGCAACUUAUUCAGAAGAGUAGUUAUGGAACGUUUACACAUUUACUCAGACUCUAACGUACCAGAAGAGGUUAUGGAGAAUAUUACCAACCAAAUUCCACCAUUAAGAUCUAUACCUAAAACACUGGGUUCUUAUAGUAAAGAAGAAAUUGAAAAAUACCCAAAGAUUAUAGAUUACCCCGAAGAUUUUAUUUUGUCAAAAAAUUAA
Macrosiphum euphorbiae (potato aphid) is the source of this 543-nucleotide messenger RNA. The record is from the annotation of a GenBank genome assembly. Lineage: Eukaryota; Metazoa; Arthropoda; Insecta; Hemiptera; Aphididae.